AUGAACGGGGAGACCUGCGUGUCAUAUUGUGAUAUAACGAGUAUGGAUUCAUAUUAUAACCCAACUCCGCAGGAGAGAGAGCAUCAACACUCUCCUUUUAGAACAUUCCAGCCAAGUGACAAGUUCGGCCCCAACUUCCUGGCCAACAAAGGCCAAAGCUAUGGUGACAAGUCGAGGAACCCCUUCCAUCAGGAAUGCGAGCCAUUGGACACCAACGUUCAAAACCCCACCGGCGACAGCGCCUUUAACAAGUAUCUCUAUAUGCAGAGCGCUGGCAGGACGGCCAAGUCCCCUGCUCAAAACAAGAAGAUUCAAGAAGCCAGCCACAACGGCGCCUUGAUACCCUGCUACGCUAAAGACAGCCCACUGGGAGAGUCGGAGUUGCCCCAGAGCUCAGACCCUGCAGUGAUGGAGAGCCCCUACCUCAGUGUUAAAGAGGCAGCAAUGAAAGGAGCCAACAACGAGCUGCCCAGUGCCAUGGAGAAAGGUGACAACGACAGCAACAAGGGCAAGAAACGUAGGAACAGAACCACCUUCACCAGUUACCAGCUGGAGGAACUGGAAAAGUUUCCAAAAGACUCAUUACCCGAUGUUUAUGCCAGGGAACAGCUCGCACUGAGAACUGACUUGACAGAAGCCCGAGUGCAGGUUUGGUUUCAGAACAGAAGAGCUAAAUGGAGGAAGAGAGAACGUUUUGGACAGAUGCAACAAGUUCGGAGUCACUUCUCCACUGCCUAUGAAUUACCCAUUUUAACCAGAGAGAACUAUGCACAGAUUCAAAAUCCAUCUUGGAUUGGUAACAAUGGUGCCUCCUCUCCAGUGCCAGCCUGUGUUGUGCCCUGUGAAACAGUUACAUCUUGCAUGUCCCCACACGCACACGCACACGCUCCAGCUGGGGUGUCCGACUUCCUAGGUGUUUCUGCCCCUGGCAGCCAUGUGGGACAGGCACAUAUGGGUGGUCUCUUUGGCACCGCUGGGCUUGGGGCUGCCAUCAACACAUUUGACAUCAGUAAUGAACCAGAUCGAAAAUCGUCUAGCAUUGCAGCCUUAAGAAUGAAAGCCAAGGAGCACAGUGCUGCAAUAUCUUGGGCUACAUGAUUGACUUAAUGUUACAUACUCAAACACUGAAAAUAAUACAUUAUUACAUUAUGCUGGACUGAAGACAUAACAGAACAUGGAGAUUUAUAUGCAGCACUUUUCCUAUUAUAGGUUGGUAGGAUUAGAAUGGAGGUUUACUUCUAUUUAGAAAUAUUUAUAUUAUACCUUUUUGCUGUACAAGAGCUACCCUGUAAACUAUUCAAAAACAGUUUCAUUUGAAAGUGAUAUCCUAUUUAGUUUUAAGUAGUUAAAGCUUGUAAAUAAAAUCUAUAAUAGAAACAUUAAUUCUGCAAUUAGAAUUCAACAAAUUUCAAAGGAAACAGCUCUUUGAAGAAGUGUAUCUAACCACAUACAUGAUGAGUAUGAAACCUUAAGCACAUGGAAAUGGACUAUUUUAUGGAAUAGACACAAGCCAAUUAAAAUGAUUCUCCUGCUGAAUAGCUUAAGCAUUAUUCUGAUAGGACCUUAACGAGAAAAGGUAAACCCAUCCAGACUGAAGAACCAAUGAGGUGCAAAGUGAGAAGUACUUUUUAUUCUAUGUUGAAUGAAUUAGAACUAAUCUAUUAGAUUCUGAAAAUCUUUACAACUUGUAAAUUUUGGUAAGUAUAUCACAUUAUUCUGAUUGAACUUUUUAAAAAAAAGUUUCCAUUUACAAACUGUAAAGGAUUUCCUUCUUGCCACAUUAGUUUAAGUCCUGUUUAUGAUAGGGUCCUCAUUAACACACGAUAUUGGCUGUGAUUCCUUCAGAUAUGAGUUUAACUUUGAUGGUAAAUUUUGAUAAAACAAACUGGAUAUCACAUUCAAAUCAUUCGUUAAGUUGUUAAUUCUGCAAAAAACAUUUACUUGAUUUUAAACAUUAAAAAACCUAUGUGACUAGUCCUAGGCACUGACCUAUAGUAGAAACAGUAGUUUAAGAUCUUGCAAAGUUUACACAAUUUAAAAACAAAAGACAAGAAAACGUCUUACAAAUAAACAAAAAAAUGUUUUGUGUACUGUGCUAAUAUACCAAAAGUGAAAUGUUAUAGUUUUAAAUGUAAUUAUCUUUUGCAACAAUCACGCCCAUUGCUAUUACUUAUACUACUGAAGCAGAAGGUUGAAGUUCAGAGUAAUAUAUCUGUUUGGGUGUGUUGUGUACUUUUGCUGAAAUAAAGUCUUGAGACUAUUACUGUUAUAAUUUGUUGUAAAAUAUUUUAACCUUGUAAACUCCUUUAGCUUUAAUUGCCUUGUUUUAAAUAUAAUAGUAGCAAAGGGUGCAAUUAGAAUACAUUCAAUAAAAAGUGUUACUGCAUCCAAAGUAGUGUUUAUCAUUACUGUGAGAAUUUAGCAAACUCAUAAUUUGCCUGUUAUAUUGUUUUAUGAAUAAGUUAUUGCACUUGGUACCAUGUUUUGCAUAUGUAAUUUCUUAGGAAACUGUAAGAGUG
Messenger RNA from Pristis pectinata (smalltooth sawfish), 2519 nucleotides. RefSeq names its product ALX homeobox 4a (gene alx4a). The record is from RefSeq and is a predicted model, not a curated record. NCBI's taxonomy places the organism in Eukaryota, Metazoa, Chordata, Chondrichthyes, Rhinopristiformes, Pristidae. Gene Ontology annotation, molecular function: RNA polymerase II transcription regulatory region sequence-specific DNA binding; DNA-binding transcription activator activity, RNA polymerase II-specific. Gene Ontology annotation, biological process: regulation of transcription by RNA polymerase II.